Messenger RNA from Echinops telfairi (small Madagascar hedgehog), 2965 nucleotides. RefSeq names its product phosphatidylinositol glycan anchor biosynthesis class Z (gene PIGZ). Gene Ontology annotation, cellular component: endoplasmic reticulum membrane. Lineage: Eukaryota; Metazoa; Chordata; Mammalia; Afrosoricida; Tenrecidae. The record is from RefSeq and is a predicted model, not a curated record. Gene Ontology annotation, biological process: GPI anchor biosynthetic process. Gene Ontology annotation, molecular function: alpha-1,2-mannosyltransferase activity.
AUGUGUGGCUCCAGAAUAGAGCCUGUGGCAGCUAGGAAGUCAUCCCAUCUUGGCCCAGUGUCUUGGCAGCAAUUUGACCUGAAGAUGGCAGCCAGGGUGCUCUGGGGCAGCCUGGGCCUGCUGCGCGUGGUCUGGUGUCUCCUUCCGCAGACCGGCUAUGUGCACCCAGAUGAGUUUUUCCAGUCACCUGAGGUCAUGCCUGGCUUCAAGUCAUUGGCCUCUGAAGCCCUGGAGCUGCUCCCGGGGGCAGCCCUCACCGCAGCAGGUUUUGUGGCCAUGGACAGCUGGUACUUCUCCAGCCCAUCAAGAGCCAGUGCACUGGUCCUGACACCUGCCAACUUCCUGCACUACAACCUGGACCCGCAGAACCUGGCCCGUCAUGGCACGCACCUGCGGCUCACCCACCUGCUGGUCAAUGGCUUCCUGCUCUUCGGCCCGCUGCACGCCCAGGCCCUGUGGGCUCUGUGGCAGCAACUGCAGGCCUGCAGCCACCCCUUGGCGCCAAGGGGCUUCCUGAGGGCGCUACAUGCCAGGAGCCUGCUGUCCGGCCCUCGGUCUAACCUCCUUCUCCUCUACUUCACACCACUGGCCCUGCUGUCUGCCUUCAGCCACCAGGAGCCUCGCUUUCUGAUCCCCCUCCUGGUACCACUGGUCCUUCUCUGUAGCCCUCAGGCUCAGCCUGUGCCCUGCAAGGGCGCGCUUGUCCUCUUCAAUGUCCUGGGCGCCUUCUUCUUCGGCUGCCUGCACCAAGGGGGCCUAGUGCCAGGCCUGGGGCACCUGGAGCAGGUGGUUCAUGCGCCUGGGCUCCCAGGUGUGCCCACCCAUUACACACUGCUCUUCGCCCACACCUACAUGCCGCCCCGGCACCUCCUGCGCCUCUCCGGCCUGGGCUCACCUGUGGAGGUGGUGGACAUGGCUGGGACCGAGGACGGGGCCCUGUGCCAAGCCCUGAACAACGUCACCAGCCAGCCAGCCUGCCAGGGGGCUGGUGGCCCGUGGCUCUGCCGCCUCUUCGUGGUGACCCCCGGAACUACCAGACCUGCGGUGGAGCAGUGCGGCUUCCCCCUCCAGAGUGAGAUGCGCGUCUUUCCCCACCUGACCAUGGAGGACCCACCGGCCCUGACCUCCCUGCUGAGUGGGGCAUGGAGGGACCACCUCAGCCUCCACAUCGUGGAACUGGGGGAGAGACCUGACCCGGUGACCGAGUAGCCCCUGCCCACGGCUCCGUCACAGGGCCCAUCUCCAUCAGCAUGGGCAGUGGGGCAGCCAGGGCCCUGGUUCUCUUCCCUCCCUGUCCUGUCCACGAGUCCCACCACUGCUGAUCCUGCCACCGCUACGGGCUACUCUGCCUCCUGGGUGAGCAGCCCCCAUUUCCCUCAGAGGCAGAGGUCUGGCCCAUCACGGUCCUGGUGUCAAGGUCCCCGAAGGCACCUAGUGCCUCCUCCUGCCUCCUUCCAGCCACUGCGAUGUGUGAAAUAAUAGCCGCGUGCCUGCGUGAAGAGGGAGGAUCUGCAAAUGGUGCUCCCAAUGGCCUCCCCCGCCCUCCCAGGAGGCCUCACCUCGGCUGUGGCUUCCUGGGUGGCUGGAAGGCAGGCUGGUGAAGCAGAGAGCCUGACGCAGGUACGUGAGGCCCACUCCCAGUCCCUGGUCUGCCGAUCUCUGGUGGUAUCAUCUUAAGCCAGACCAGUUCCCACUUCUCCAGUAGGUUGCCGGCCGCUCAGGUGUCUGUGGUUAACCCUGGCUCCACAGCAUAGGGCCCCUGGUCAGGCAGUCCCAUCCCCCACAAAGCUCCCCAAGCCUGCAUGGGGGUGGUUUGUAACAAAUGGUACUUUGAUGCCUGGGAUCUCAUGGUUUGGUUCUUAACCAAAACCGAUCCUUCCGGAUCUUCGCUCCCCAGUCUCUUCGGCCUCAGCCCCUGGCAGAGGUGGGCACCUGCCAUCAUUUCAGCAUUUCGCCUUUGAGAAUCCUCUUCCCAGGUUUGGAGUCGAGCUGUUCCCUCCUCUGGCAACACUGUCUGGGCCCCCUCAACUGUCCAUACUAAGGAUGGAGCAAGGGCAGGGCUCAGUUAGGCCUUGCCAGUCACAGCCUGGCACCUCCAGAGGCCUUGGCCAGUGUGCUCAGACACACAACCGCCCCACCCCGCCCCCAUCCGACACCUCUCUUCACAAAUGGAGAGCAACACCCAAGCCAAAUCAGUCACUGCUGCCUUGGUGGGAGCCACCACCCUGGAAAGUUGCUCCCCGCCACGUGGGGCACUUCCACCCGGACCACUGGGAGCACAAGGGAUGUGGGUCUCCCUAAGUACUUCCUCAUUCGCGCUCUCACACCCUGGCCAUCCCAAAGGAGAGCCCGAGGCAUGCAGGCUGCUGCGACGGCCAAUGACUUAGGCCUCAGCGCAGAGCAGGGGACCAAAUCUAUGCAAGUGACCAAACAGAGCACACUGUCCUCCUUCUGCCUUCUCGCUAAAGCCGCCCUAAAGCCACGCAGCGCACAGGCACGUGGCUCUGUGGCUCCUUCCCCCAGUGCAUUGGGGAAGAGGAAAGCCGGUGGUGUGCUGCUCAAUAUUGACCCGCCCAUUCUCUAGGGCUAAAACAAGAGGGGGUGACGGGUUUCCAUUUGUAGUGUUAGCUGGUUUCUGUAGUGUAAAUAGUCUCUCCCCAUCAAUGAGUUGAAGAAGAAGUCAGUGAACUUGGCAUUGGGACAAGGCGCAGACCACAGCAUGUCCCCUUCUGCCCCGCCCCCAGCCCAGCAGCACCCUCCAGGACAGCACUGCUCUGUGGUUGAUGUCCGCCAUGAGCCUCUGAUUCACUGUCACCCCCUAGUGCUAGCAUUGCGUAUGGCAUGCGACCAGCACCUGUCCACGCUGCGGCAUAGACGGUUUCCUGCACAACAGAUGAAAAGCCGAGUGCAGCAUGGAGCUGCUCCAGACACCUGGGUUUCUUGGGAUUCUUGAUCCCCACCCCCA